Molecule: messenger RNA, 1580 nt
Organism: Oryzias latipes (Japanese medaka)
Lineage: Eukaryota; Metazoa; Chordata; Actinopteri; Beloniformes; Adrianichthyidae
Gene: mitd1
Product: MIT, microtubule interacting and transport, domain containing 1
Source: RefSeq, a predicted model, not a curated record
UGUUUCUCCUGGACUUAUUUUGGUGGUACACUGGGAGCUUUCCAUCAGGUUCCGACCGUUUUAAAGCACCUUAGUUACAUUAAAUUUAUGGAAAGUCAGAAUGACACAAAAUCAUGUUGCUGGCAUGGAGGCGUCCGCCGUCUCCGUCUUGAAGCGGGCGGUGGAGCUGGACCAAAACGGCCGCUUCCAGGAGUCCCUUGUCUGCUACCAGGAGGGCAUCCAGCUUCUGAUGGAUGUGCUGAAAGCGGUAAAGGAAGAGACAAAACGAGGACAUUUCAGAGAAAGGAUCAAAGGCUACAUGGACAGAGCAGAGCAGAUCAAAGCUCACGUUAACCAGAUGAAAGAAGAUGGGAAAUACCACGAAGAAAUAAAAAUCGCAGAGGAUUCCACCGGUUACAGCUAUGAGGUUCUUUUCAAGCCGUACAUCAGCAGCGCUCUGACAGAGGUCUGGGUGGAGGAUCCAUACAUCCGGCACACUCACCAAUUGUACAACUUCCUGCGCUUCUGUGAGAUGCUGCUGAAAGCCCCCUGCAAGGUGAAACAGAUCCACCUUCUCACAUCACAAGAUGAGGCCAACAGCAGCCAGCAGAGCAGUGCUCUGGCUGAGCUGAAGGACAGCCUCAGCACUCAGGGAGUCGAUCUGGAUCUGCAGUAUUCCUCCACCAUCCAUGACCGGGAGAUCAGGUUUGACAAUGGCUGGAUCAUUAAAAUUGGAAGAGGACUAGAUUACUUCAAGAGACCUAAGGGAAGAUUCUCUGUGGGAUAUUGUGACUACGACCUCAGGCAGUGCCAGGAGACCACCGUAGACAUUUUCCACACCAAGCACACCAAAUCUCUAUGAAACUUUAAAAGCUUAAGGUGUUUUUUUUUUCAAACGUGUGUUUAUAUAAAUAUGCAAAAAAAAAAAGCAGGGAUGCAUAUUAUCUAAUAGUGCCUUCAGUUCAUUUGCAGGGCUUGGACUCAUAAUCAGGGUUUACUUUUCAGAUCUGGAAUGGGUGAAACGUUAACCGCGACAUUACAUUUUUUUAUACUUUUGUACUUUGUGGGCUUCUCCUGUUUCUUCUUGCACUUCUGAUGUUAUUUAACUAUAUUCAUUUGCAAAAUGGCACUUUUAGAUGUUAAAGAUUUUAAAGAAUUAGGUGUUGUAAAUAAAUUAGAGCAUUUUUUUUGUGUAGAAAACAAACCGUUAUAAGCUUUCAUGAUACCACAAACAUUUCUGUUGUAAUUUUUUGCAUAAUCUUUUAACUAUAACAUCAAAAUAAUCCCAGGUUAUAGAAUUUGUAAAAAGCAAAGUAGCUUAAAAAAAACUCACUCCAAAUAUUAAUUCUACUAGGGUGACAUCAGCUAAAUUGGGCCACAUUUUGGUGAAUUGCUUGGGAUACUGAGAAAAAAUAAUGUAUGACAUUUGAUAUUGUUUAUUUCUAUAUAUACAUUUGUUUUUUAUUAACGUAUCAACCAACAGUUACCAAUAUGUCAGGGCACUCAGAUGAUAUACACUGAUGUUUAAAAAAAGUUCAGUCUGACAUUCAGUCAGCAACUAACAGAAAAUCCUAUAAAAGAUUAAAGCAGUGAGAAGCUGA